Molecule: messenger RNA, 2655 nt
Organism: Arthroderma uncinatum
Lineage: Eukaryota; Fungi; Ascomycota; Eurotiomycetes; Onygenales; Arthrodermataceae
Product: K(+)/H(+) antiporter 1
Exons: 4
Coding region: 1-2655 (884 amino acids)
Biological process (GO): proton transmembrane transport
Cellular component (GO): membrane
Molecular function (GO): antiporter activity
Source: RefSeq, a predicted model, not a curated record
AUGGCUUCGACGAUGACGGCUCUGGUGGCGGCGGCAGCUGUGCCAUCUCCAACAUCUACACACAGAGCAUCGCCGCAGGGAGGAAUCUUCGACAAGGCGAAUCCAGUUCACUAUGACCCCAAGAAUCCACUUGUACUCUUCAUCAUCCAGGCCGGCCUCAUCAUCAUCUUCUGCCGGCUGAUACACAUCCCUCUAUCGCGAAUGCGACAGCCACGAGUCAUCUCAGAGGUCCUCGGCGGUAUCCUGCUCGGUCCGUCUGUGAUGGGACGCAUUCCGGGCUUCCGUGAAGCUAUAUUCCCAGCAGAGUCCCUCCCCAAUCUCAACCUGGUAGCCAAUCUCGGCCUGGUGCUAUAUCUAUUCAUGAUAGGCGUGGAGACCGACCUGAGAUCGCUGAUGAGUAACUGGAGAGUUGCCGCCAGCGUGUCUGCAGCUGGCAUGGUCCUCCCGUUCGGCCUGGGUUGUGCAAUCGCAUAUGGCCUGUAUCACCAGUUCCGCGAAGAGCCUGGCCUGGCUCCCAUCGGGUUUGGGACUUAUUUGCUAUUCAUCGGCAUUGCUAUGGCUAUUACCGCAUUCCCGGUCCUAUGUCGUAUCCUGACCGAGCUGGAACUACUCAGCACCAGAGUCGGAGUCAUCGUUCUCUCUGCCGGAGUUGGAAAUGAUGUAGUUGGCUGGGUCCUCCUUGCACUCUGCGUUGCCCUGGUCAAUGCCAGUACUGGUCUGACGGCCCUGUGGGUGCUGCUCACCUGCGUCGGCUUUGCGCUGGUUCUGAUAUUUGUUAUCCGACCCGUCUUCUUAUGGUACCUGAGGCGUACCGGCAGUCUCCAUGACGGGCCCGAUCAGUCGGUCGUCACUCUCACCUUACUGCUUGUCCUCUCAGCCGCAUUCUUUACCCAGAUUAUCGGUGUCCAUGCCAUUUUCGGCGGUUUCAUGAUUGGUAUCAUUUGCCCGCAUGACGGAGGCUUUGCGAUCAAGUUGACCGAGAAGAUUGAGGAUGUGAUCGGUGCUCUCUUCCUGCCGUUGUAUUUUGCGCUUUCUGGUCUCAAUACCAAUAUUGGACUGCUGGAUUCUGGGGUUGUGUGGGGAUAUGUCUUUGCGGUCAUCUUUAUCGCUCUUAUCGCGAAGGUGACGGGUGGAAUGGUUGCGUCGAGGCUAAAUGGCCUGCUGUGGAGGGAGAGCUUAACGAUCGGUGUUUUGAUGAGUUGCAAAGGUUUGGUCGAACUCAUCGUCUUGAACAUCGGAUUGCAAGCGAAGAUUCUGAGUCCCCGUACAUUCACCAUCUUCGUCGUCAUGGCUCUUGUCACCACGUUUGUCACCACACCCGCCGUGAGCUAUCUGUACCCUCAAUGGUAUCAGAUCAAGGUCGAGCGCUGGAGGCGGGGCGAAAUCGACUGGGACGGAAACGUUCUCGACUCCGAGCAUGACCCCAACAGCGGGUCAGAAAUUGGCCGACAAAAGUCACAAGGAACCUCUGUUCGCAAGCUGAUGAUAUACUUGAGGCUCGACAGCCUGCCAAGUAUCUUCACCUUCGUAUCGUUGCUUGGUGCUGGGGACGGACGGGAUCCAGAUGCCUCUCGCGCCCACCAUGCUCACGACGACCAGGAGUCGCCCGAGAGGCCAGGCAGUACCAGGAGAGGAAGACCGAUCGAGGUCCACGCUCUGCGCCUUGUCGAGCUCACGGAUCGUGAUUCCAGUGUGAUGAAAGUGUCAGAGGUGCACGAUUACAGCUACAGCGACCCGAUCCUGAACGCGUUCAGAACGUUUGGCCAGCUGUAUAAAGUAGCCGUGUCUGGCGGUGUUGUCAUCGCUCCCGAGCACGCUUAUGCAGAGACCCUGGUAAACAAGGCCCGCGACUGCUCUUCCGACCUUGUCUUGGUCCCCUGGAGUGAAACAGGCGGUAUGAGCGAGAGGCAGAUCCCCUUGAUCGACGACAGCAGCGAGAAAUUUUCCACUGGCCCACAUAGUUCGUUCAUCUUCAACGUCCUGAAGAACUCCAAGAGCAACGUCGGCAUCUUCAUCAACAAGGGCUUCGGAGGGUCGGCCCUAAGCCAGCCAAAGCCAGGCCAGAUAUCCAGGACGUUCAGCGGACACAACACGUACCGCACCAAUGAUCUGGCGAUGACGCCCUCGCCCGAAACCGGACACCACAUCUUCCUACCUUAUUUUGGUGGUCCCGAUGACCAGUUUGCUCUGCGCCUUGUGCUCCAGCUUGCAAACAACCUGUCCAUCACGGCUACCAUCGUAUACAUGGCCAUCACUGCUGCACCAAUUGAGCAGCAACAACACACACUAACUCUCUCCGAGCAGGAAAAGGCAGCGGACGAGAUGUUCUACAAGUCGAUCCGCGACUCUGUGCAGCCAGAACUCAGCUCGCGUGUUGUGUUCCAGGCCGUCGACUGCCCGGCCAACGCCGCCCUGGCUGUUACGCGCGACACAGCGAUCCACGACCUCAGCCAAUGCAAGAACAGCAGCGGGAACCUGGUGGUCGUUGGACGCAACAGCCUGGCGUUGGGUGCAGCAGGUUCUGUACCACCGCCUUCUUCGUCGCCAGAGUUCGGCCAGGAGGCAAAGAAGGCGAUCGGCCUGCUCGGAGAAGCCAUGGCGGGCAAGUCCUAUGGCAUAGACGCGAGCGUCCUCAUCGUCCAGGCUGCUGUUUGA